AAUACCCCUCUCCACCGAGCGGAGCUGUAGCUGCCCUGGGACCCUUUCUCAGGGGGGCGCAGCGAACUUAUCCCCUCCGGAAAGCCCGGGGGUGGGAAGAGGGGAUGAAGCUGGUUUUCCCUUUGCCUCUUACUCUCCAGGGUUCAUCCAGACGCUCGGGAGGACGAUUUAAUGUCCCGCUCCGCCCCUGCUUCCCCCCGCCCAGGCAGCUCCGGGAGGCUCUGGGUCAUACGAGCGGGGAAUGAGCUGCUGCAGCGGCGGCGGUAGCAGCAGGAGGAGGGAAGGAGGGAGGGCACGAAGGAGGGAGGGCACGAAGGAGGGAGAAAGGAAACCGGGCAGGUGACACCUCGCUGGGUUGCUCCGGCUCUGCGGGCGCGGGGCGGGCGGCAGGAGCUCGGUGGCCAUGCACGUCAAUGGGAAGGUGGCUCUGGUCACCGGCGGGGCGCAGGGCAUCGGCCGGGCUUUCGUCCAGGCGCUGCUGGGCAAGGGCGCCAAGGUAGCCCUGCUGGACCGCAACUCCGAGGCCGGACAGGAGAGCAAGGCGGCCCUGGACGAGCAGUUCGAAGCGCAGAGGACGCUGUUCAUCCAGUGCGAUGUGACGGAGCAGGAGCAGCUGGCAGGUGCUUUCAAAAAAGUGAUUGAACAUUUUGGAAGGCUGGAUAUUGUGGUUAAUAAUGCUGGAGUGAACAAUGAGAAGGACUGGGAAAGCACUAUACAAACUAACUUGACAUCUGUGAUCAGAGGAACCUACCUUGGUCUAGAAUACAUGAGAAAAGGGAAUGGAGGCGAUGGAGGAGUAAUCAUUAAUAUCUCAUCCUUGGCAGGACUCAUGCCUGCUGCAUUCCAGCCUGUGUACUGUGCUACAAAGCAUGGUGUAAUUGGAUUCACACGGUCCAUAGCUUUAGCUGCCAGUAUGGAAAACUACGGUGUGAGACUCAACACAAUCUGUCCAGGAUUUGUCAACACACCAAUUCUUCAGUCAAUAGAUAAAGAAGAGAAUAUGGGACAAUACUUUUCAUACAAGGAUGAGAUAAAAAAUAUGAUGCAGUUCUACGGCGUGAUGGACCCAUCAAUAAUUGCUGAGGGAUUGAUAACAAUAAUUGAAGAUGAUACUCUAAAUGGAGAAGUUAUGAAGAUCACAGCAUCCCAAGGAAUUCAUUUUCAGGAAUAUGGCCAAACACCUUUUACAUCAUCAAAGAGAUAAAUAAUUGUUUUGUGCUAAUUACUUUUAGCUUUUCUUAUGUAGAAAAAUUUUGAAAAGAGUAAUUCUGCAGGAAAAAAGAUUAGUGUUGUUUUUAGAUCAGUGACAGUGUUCAAACAUUUGCAUCCUAAUAAUAAAGAGAUAGGUGAGAAAAUCUGUUGUGGGAAGAUGUUAUCACCCUAUUCUGAUUCUAUAAGCACUAGUAACAGUAUUUAGUAAAAAAACACACUGCUCUGAAGCAUUUUUUAAUUAUUAUUUAGUAGUAGGGGCCAUUUUUUUCAUUCUGGUUGUUCUGAUCUACAUACUCCAAGCAUAGUUUAGUUCAUCUGACUCACUUUUGUUAUAAUUCUUUUUACUGUUGUGCCUACUUAUUUACAUCUUGAAUUCUUCAGACCAGGAAUUCAGUUCAGGAAUGUAGAUCACAAAUGUAGCCAUAAAGAGUUAAGAAUUAACUUGCUUUUAUGAAAUGUUAAAUAUGGGCAACUUAAUAUGUUGUAUAUCAUAUAAGGAAGUACAGAUUUUUAACUUCUUGGAUUUUAGAUAUUUAUAAAAUAUUUUAGAAAUAUUUUUGUUUUCUUUUAUAGAUAUAUAUAUAUGUUAAUUUUCUCACUCUGUAUAUACAAGGAUGAAUAUUUGGGCAUUGAUUUAAAUGUCUGCUUGCCUAUUAAAUUUUAUUUUCUAAACCUUUAAUUUCU
Messenger RNA from Poecile atricapillus (Black-capped chickadee), 1896 nucleotides. RefSeq names its product 15-hydroxyprostaglandin dehydrogenase (gene HPGD). Gene Ontology annotation, cellular component: cytoplasm. The record is from RefSeq and is a predicted model, not a curated record. The coding region runs from base 404 to 1204 and encodes 266 amino acids. Lineage: Eukaryota; Metazoa; Chordata; Aves; Passeriformes; Paridae. The transcript has 7 exons. Gene Ontology annotation, molecular function: oxidoreductase activity, acting on the CH-OH group of donors, NAD or NADP as acceptor.